Messenger RNA from Cladocopium goreaui, 1077 nucleotides. Lineage: Eukaryota; Dinophyceae; Suessiales; Symbiodiniaceae. The record is from the annotation of a GenBank genome assembly.
AUGGUGGUCUCUGACCCCCAGAUCUUGAAGCACAUCCUGAGGGAAAAAGUCUUCAACUAUGACAAGGGUGUGUUGGGUGAGGUCUUGGAGGAUGUCAUGGGCAAAGGCUUGAUCCCUGCAGAUUUUGAGACCUGGAGAGUUCGGAGAAAGGCUAUCGUGCCUGGCUUCCAUCAAAAGUGGCUCAACUUCCAGGUCUCGGAAUUUGGCCGGGCUGGGGAGCUCUUGGUGACCACGCUGAAGCAGGCUGCAAGUACAGGCAAAACCAUCGACAUGGAAGAGCGUUUUGGCUCGGUGGCUUUGGACAUCAUUGGCAAGUCCGUUUUCAACUACGAGUUUGGCUCUGUGGAAGGUGAAAGCCCCAUCGUGAAAGCGGCAAUUCAGUCCUUGAGGGAGGUGGAGCAUCGGGCGCAAACGCCUUUCCAGUACUGGAAACUCCCAUUGACGGAUCUUCUGAUCGAGCGUCAGCGCGACUUCAAUCAGAUCCUGGGACGCAGCGUUGCCUUUGCUUGGGGCGCCCAGCCAAGGGGCCAAGGGGAUAGUGCUGCGCAUUGCUGCGCGCUGGAGGCUUUAGCUGAUCGAAAGGAAGCAGACUUGGAAGAGUUGGAGAAUCGAGAUUACGAGAAGUGGCUCCUGGCACAGUUGCGGAUGGCGGCGUAUACUGGAGAGUCCAGCAAGGAUUUGUGCCGCUACUGCGAAGCAGUUCUUGGCAAGAGGCAUUUGAAUCCACGUCACCAGUGUCGCCUGUGCAAUGCCUUGGUUUGUGGCUCCUGUUCACCAAAUAUGGUGCAGCUGGAUCCAGGUGCAUCUCCUCAACGUGUUUGCAAUUCUUGUGUAGCCAUUCUUCCACAGCAAUCUGAUCUCGCGCAAAGGCUCGAUCGACUUGCACGACACUUGCGAUUGCAAGCAGGACAUGAGGAGGCGGAUCCAUUGGAGUCGUCCAGCAACGUAGAGGAUGCGCUACGGAGGUGCGAGUCGCUAGAGUCGAUGUUGGCGGAGGAGCGCAUGCGCUUGUUGUCAAAGGUGGAGGAGGCUUGGGACGAUGCUGUGGAUGGCUUGGUGGAUGGAACAUUGAUGUGA